Molecule: messenger RNA, 1710 nt
Organism: Echinococcus granulosus
Lineage: Eukaryota; Metazoa; Platyhelminthes; Cestoda; Cyclophyllidea; Taeniidae
Product: Protein-L-isoaspartate O-methyltransferase domain-containing protein
Exons: 5
Coding region: 1-1710 (569 amino acids)
Biological process (GO): protein modification process
Cellular component (GO): cytoplasm
Molecular function (GO): protein-L-isoaspartate (D-aspartate) O-methyltransferase activity
Source: RefSeq, a predicted model, not a curated record
AUGGGUGGGACUGUGAGCGUUUUCUCGGAUAAUCAAGCCCUUGUUGACAGCCUCAAAGAAUCAUGCGAGAUUCCACCGGAGAUAGAGCGCGUGUUUCGGCUGGUAGAUCGCGGACUCUAUGCGAUAGAACCUAAAGAGCAAAUUUACAGUGACUCUGCUUGGCGGGUUGAUAAACUACACCUUUCAGCUCCUGGCAUCUACGCCACUGUUCUUCGUGAACUUGAUAUUCACCCUGGACAGUCUGUUCUCAAUAUUGGCAGUGGAACUGGAUAUCUUAGCACAAUGUUUGGGUUAAUGCUCGGAUCAAACAGUGUCAACCAUGGCAUUGAGUUACACGAGUCAAAUGUUGCAUUCGCCCGGGAGCGUCUAACUAAGUUUCUCGCCAGUGAUGUUAUCUACGAACGUGAUUUCUGUGAGCCCCACUUCACAGUUGGUAACAUUUUUACCGUUGUUCCUCCCUCUGCGACUUCCGCACGAGUUGCCAAUGCCGAACCUUCCGGUGAUUUCAAUUCAGAGGGAUCUUCUCUCGACGAAUUUAUUCACCAAUCUCUCCUUUCCCCGAACUUGAAUAUUAAGCCCCCUCCUCUGAUUAAACGUGAAUCUACAGAUGAUGGCAAAUAUGAAUUCGAAUUUUGGCCUACUUAUGAUCGGAUUUACGUCGGUUCCAUGAUCUCAUCGCCGGCACAGUUGGAGGCUAUUUUACGACUGCUCAAUGUUGGUGGAAGACUUGUUGCGCCUAUUUACGACCAACUUCACAAAAUUGAUCGUAUCUCCGACAACAAGGUGAAUGAUACGGUCCUCAUCAGUGUUAGCUUCAUGAGCCUUGUUUCAUCCUCUGAAAAUGAUCCCAAAGUUACUCCCCCGCCAAAACGCACGGUAGAGCGACUGGAGCGUCUCGCCUGUCGACGGUUGCGUCAGCAGUUGCGGCAGGUGAUUCUACAACGCGCUGGCGAUCUGCCCGAUCUAGGUCGGUUUGUACGAAUUCGUGGGUCCUCCCCCUCCCUCCCCUCCGCCUCAUCCGUCUCCCCCGACUCUGUCUCCCGUCAAAGCCAUCUCGGUGGUAAAAGUCACGGCGGAGGGACCUCUUCCUCUACCAGCACCACUCCGUCUGCAUCUUCGUCCUCACCUUCCUCUUCCUCGUUGUUGUCCUCCUCUCCUCGCCCUUCUGCUCCUUCUACACCUCCAUUGCAACAACAAGAUAUACCUGAAAUCCCUCCAAUCCAUGUCAACGUCAUUGUCCCCGGAUCGAGGGCGAUAGCGGAACAGAUGGAUUUUGUUGAGUUCAUCUCACGAAACAUCCUCAGAUGUCAGAUGCAGCAAACGAGGGAUAGCCACCGUAACGUCGAACAGACUAUUGAGAAUACAGACGAGGAAGAGACAGAAGAAGGCGAUGAAGAGGAAGAAGAAGAACCAAUGGCUGGUCCUGCAGACACUGGUGAAACAGAUGCGGAUGCAACGAGACGGAAACGACGGAAGAGAAAGAGGAGGAGAAGAGAGGAUGGACAAGAGGAGUCGGGGAAUCCGGAGACAGAACAAUACGAUGAUGAGGCUGAAGGAAAUCGUGGAGAGCGUCGACGUCGAGGUAGACGAGUACGAGAACUGACGUGGCAACCGCAGUCGUACACCUUCCGGGAGAAGAUGCAUCAGUUGAUGAAGGAGGAAUUGGCGUUGCCUCUCUACACCACUGAUCUCGUUCUCCGUGUCACCUGA